GCUUGGAAACCCGAUGAGCUCUGGGGUCGUGACAGAUUGGGGGCUUUCCUUAAGGCAGUCCUUUGUGGUGGCCUGGAGACGCCAGAGGGGCUGUGUGAGAGGGAAUGUGCCCUUACUCACUUGGGUUUCAGGGCCUGGGGCAGGACGGACCUUCUCGGGCGAUCUGCUCUCAGUCUUUGGAAUCUGAGCCUUCUGGGAGGCCUUUGCUCUAUGCUGGAAGCCGCGUUUGCCCGCAGGGAACAGUUGGAAUAUGCAGGGUUGGGCUUGACCCGGCGCAGAUCCCUAUUCAGGUCAAUGAGGUUCGAGAAGCAAGCGAUCUGAUCAUGGCUGCCGCAGCGAAGGCGCAUGUUUUGAAAGGUGGCAGCAUUAGCAGGAGGCCAGCAGCAGGAAUUGCAGAGAAGCAGAGAGGUCCUGAGGAGGCACCUCCAUCUGGGUCCAGGUCCUUGUUCUUCUUCUCCUCAGCUCCAUGUUCUUGGGCAAGUGACUUAUCCUCUGGAGCCUCUGUGUACAACAGAGCUAUGGGGCAUGGAGUGCUGGACCUACCAACACCCAGGGUGCAUAUGGAACUGGUGUGGCCAGUUGGCAAGGUUAUGAAAACUACAAUUAUUAUGGUGCCCAGAACACCAGCGUCACCACAGGAGCAACCUACAGCUACGGCCCAGCCUCAUGGGAGGCCACCAAGCUCCUUCCGCUUCCAGUCGUUUGAGUCCUAUGAUUCCAGGCCUUGCCUGCCCGAGCACAAUCCCUACCGCCCCAGCUACAGCUACGACUAUGACUUUGACCUGGGGCCCGACCGCAAUGGUGGCUUUGGUGGUCAGUACAGUGACUGCCGGGACCCAGCCCGUGAGCGGGGCUCCCUUGAUGACUUCAUGCGGGGCCGAGGCCAGGGCCGCUUCCAGGACCGGAGCAACCCCGGCACCUUUAUGCGCAGUGACCCCUUCAUGCCACCUGCAGCCUCUUCUGAGCCUCUUUCCGCUCCAUGGACGGAAAUGAACUAUGUGGGUGGGCGGGGCCUGGGAGGCCCCUCCACCAGCAGGCCUCCACCUUCCCUCUUCUCCCAGUCCAUGGCCCCUGACUUUGGCGUGAUGGGCAUGCAGGGGGCAGGUGGUUAUGACAGCUCUGUGCCCUACGGAUGUGGCCGGUCACAGACCCGGAUGAGAGAUCGGCCUAGGCGGAGAGAGUUUGAUCGCUGCGGCCCAGAUAGCUUGGGCAGGAAACGGAAGCAGUUGCAGAUUUACGAUGAGCCAGACACCAAACAAGCCCGGGCUGACAGUGAAGGAGAUUUUUCUGAAAAUGAUGAUGGAGCUGGUGACUUCCGGUCAGGAGAUGAAGAAUUCAGGGGUGAGGACGAAUUCUUCGACUCCGGGAGGCAGAGAGGAGAGAAGGACGAUGAGGAUGAUGAAGUGAAGAAGAGGAGGGAGAAGCAAAGGAGGAGAGACAGGAUGAGAGACCGAGCAGCUGACAGGAUUCAGUUUGCCUGUUCCGUGUGCAAGUUUCGUAGCUUCGAAGAUGAAGAAAUCCAGAAGCAUCUGCAAAGCAAAUUUCACAAAGAGACACUGCGGUUUAUAAGUACCAAAUUGCCUGACAAGACGGUGGAGUUCCUCCAGGAAUACAUUGUAAACAGGAAUAAGAAAAUUGAGAAGCGGCGUCAGGAAUUGAUGGAGAAGGAAAGCACAAAACCAAAACCAGAUCCUUUCAAAGGGAUUGGCCAGGAGCACUUCUUCAAGAAAAUAGAGGCUGCUCACUGCCUGGCUUGUGACAUGCUGAUCCCUGCGCAGCCCCAGCUCCUCCAGCGGCACCUGCACUCUGUUGACCACAAUCACAACCGCCGGUUGGCUGCUGAACAGUUCAAGAAAACAAGUCUCCAUGUGGCUAAGAGUGUUUUGAACAACAGACAUAUUGUGAAGAUGCUGGAAAAAUACCUCAAGGGUGAAGAUCCUUUCACCAGUGAAGCCGUUGAUCCAGAAAUAGAAGGAGAUGACAACUUAGGAGGUGAGGAUAAGGAAGAGACACCGGAGGAGGUAGCUGCCGAGGUCUUAGCUGAGGUGAUUACGGCAGCAGUGAGGGCAGUAGAUGGGGAAGGAGCACCUACUCCGGAAAGUAGUGAAAUGCUGGCGGAAGGGGAAGGCCCUACGGACACAGCUGAGACCACUAGUGGUUCCCACCCUGGAGAGCUGCUGGAAGCGGAGGCACCCUGUGGAAUGGCACCUGAGAAGGGCAACACUGAAGCGGAGGCUGGAGGUGAAGCUGCUGAGGCUGGAGGUGAAGUGGAAACCCUGGCAGCAGAGUCGGAAAGCACCUUGACAGUCACUGCUCCUGUCCAAGCUGCUGCAGAAGCCGAAGUGGAACAAACUGAUGCAGAGUCCAAAGAUGCUAUUCCCACAGAAUGAUCCUCCUUUCCCUGUUUCAGGGGAUGUGUUAUAUAAUGCAUUGUUCUUUCUUCUUUGGUUUAUAAGCAGUACUAGGGUAUAUGAUGCUGGAAUACUAUUUUGGUGAAGAGACCCAGCCAUUUCCUUCAGAAAAGUGUACCUCACAGGCUUAAGAGUUGCGUGGUUUUCUGCCUUGGUUUGAAGGCUGCAGAAGUUGUACAUUCCCACAAGCGGCUGUGACAUCUCUCUUUACACUGUAGUUGGAAUAAUAAAAGUUGGAUAAGUAGAUUUUGGUGACACUUUGCUUAAAUACAGCCAGUGGCUGAAUGCACCACCACAACCACCAACCCCACCCCACCCCACCCCUCCACCCCGUAUUAUUUUUUGGUCUGGGAGUAGUACAAUACUAGGAUAUAUCUUGCUUUAUAAAGGAUUUUUCUUUAAGUUUCAAGAAUUUGCUUUGGCUUCAGUUUUUGAUCUCUGCUUUUGUGGUACACUGUAUGGUAUGUGGUCCUCCUUCACAAGAUACAGCAGAAUCUUGUUAACGUGAUGUUGAUCCUGUCACAUCAGUGAACUCUCAAAGGCCUGAUGAAUCUGACACACCUGCACCAUUGGAAGCAUACCUACUUACCCCUCAAGAAUGGGAACACUUUGCCUAGGGCAUUGUUUCCCAACCUUUAGUCCUUGGUGAAUCACCUUUACAAUGUUUUACCUCAUUUGUGUUCCACCUCUGCAUUACUUCAGGGUUUUUUCGGUUUUGUUUUUCUUUAAAUUGAGUUACUUCUACUUAAAUAUAUUUAAAAAGAAAAUUUGAUGUCUCAUGAAUGGAAAACCAGUAUAAAUUGCCAUACAUAGAUACUAUCCGUGGAAAAUGAAUAAACAUUUUAUUUUAGAUAAAUACUGUUGCUUUGGAAGUUUCUGAAUCUGUAAGAAAGAAAAGCCAGCAUGUGUUAAAGGGUAGUAAGCAACAGUUAUACUUUCAUAUAAUCAAAAGAAUUGAAAGAUACCUCCCUUUUGAAAUGAUACCACUGGGUCUGUUUUCCUAUAAACCUUUGAACUGUCACAUUUGGGGAAGCAUUGGCCAGUGGGAAAUUGUUAGGAAAGAGGUAGCAGAAUACUUGAUGAGCAUCUGUUGUGUACCAGGUGCUAAUUCAUGAUAAAAAUUAGAUAUGGGCACUGCUCUCAAGGAGCAUUAUUGGAGAUGUGAGAUGAAUAUUUAUGAAAAAGUCAAUGUUAGAACUAAAAACAAAUAAACUGCUUAGU
This is a messenger RNA of Mesoplodon densirostris (Blainville's beaked whale), 3632 nucleotides long. It is a transcript of the gene AKAP8, whose product is annotated as A-kinase anchoring protein 8. Gene Ontology annotation, molecular function: DNA binding; protein kinase A regulatory subunit binding. Gene Ontology annotation, cellular component: nuclear matrix; nucleus. The transcript has 15 exons. NCBI's taxonomy places the organism in Eukaryota, Metazoa, Chordata, Mammalia, Artiodactyla, Ziphiidae. The record is from RefSeq and is a predicted model, not a curated record. The coding region runs from base 105 to 2390 and encodes 761 amino acids.